Molecule: messenger RNA, 714 nt
Organism: Aspergillus tubingensis
Lineage: Eukaryota; Fungi; Ascomycota; Eurotiomycetes; Eurotiales; Aspergillaceae
Product: HAD family hydrolase
Exons: 4
Coding region: 1-714 (237 amino acids)
Molecular function (GO): beta-phosphoglucomutase activity; sugar-phosphatase activity
Source: RefSeq, a predicted model, not a curated record
AUGUCUAGACCAUCCGGCUCCUUCUCUGCCCCUCCGCAAGUCCACACUUUUGACGGACUACUCUCCGACUUUGACGGCACUAUCGUCGACUCAACCGAUGCGAUUGUGAAACACUGGCACAAAAUCGGUGCGGAGUUGGGCGUUGACCCCAAGACCAUUUUGGCCACUUCCCACGGCCGCCGAAGCAUCGACACGAUCCAGUUGUACGACCCGAAGAAGGCCAAUUGGGAGUAUGUCAGCUACAUCGAAGGUCGCAUCCCGAAGGAAUACGGGUCGGACGCCGUCGAGAUUCCCGGGGCGCGGUAUUUCAUGUCAGCGUUGGACGACGCCGGCGCUCGCUGGGGCGUGGUGACCUCUGGAACGCGUGCGCUGGUGGACGGCUGGCUGGGCGUGCUGAACCUCGCCCACCCCAAGGUCUUGGUGGUGGCGGAAGAUGUCGAGCUGGGCAAGCCUGACCCCCGGUGCUAUCUGCUUGGUCGGACGCGCCUGGGUCUGGAGCAUUCCUCGUCUCUGGUAGUUCUGGAGGAUGCGCCGUCGGGCAUCAGGGCUGGUAAGGCGGCCGGGUUCAAAGUCAUUGCGCUCACGACGACCCACACGCUUGCGCAGCUCCAAGAAGCCGGUGCCGACUGGAUCGUCGAGGAUCUGAGAAGCAUCAGCAUCAAGGGCGUGGUCGAUGGCCAGAUGCAGUUGGAAAUCCGGAACGCCUUCCAAUAA